AUGGUCAGGCAACAAGUCCUCAGCAGGCUACAAGCCGACGCUAUCUCGAACAUCUUGUCCAGCGAGUUCCACGACAUCGUUAUGGAGCUCGAUCCUGCCUUCACGAUUGGCUUCGUUGCUGUCAGGGCCUGGGUCUCGGACCGUGUGCGAGCUAUACUGGCGGAGGAUCCCCACUUCCGGACGCGUGAUGUCGAAGAGAACAUUAAUGUCUACAAGCGGGUUCUUGAUCGCAAGUUUCGGAACCGCUACAUCCGCCUGCAUUCGGCCCACGACGCUGCUAAUGCGGCGAACGAAGCCUUUCAACCUGCAGCUGAGCCAUAG
This is a messenger RNA of Peniophora sp. CBMAI 1063, 321 nucleotides long. The record is from the annotation of a GenBank genome assembly. NCBI's taxonomy places the organism in Eukaryota, Fungi, Basidiomycota, Agaricomycetes, Russulales, Peniophoraceae.